This is a messenger RNA of Antrostomus carolinensis (chuck-will's-widow), 1253 nucleotides long. RefSeq names its product sodium/calcium exchanger 1-like. Gene Ontology annotation, molecular function: calcium:sodium antiporter activity. The record is from RefSeq and is a predicted model, not a curated record. Gene Ontology annotation, cellular component: postsynapse; sarcolemma; axon. Lineage: Eukaryota; Metazoa; Chordata; Aves; Caprimulgiformes; Caprimulgidae. Gene Ontology annotation, biological process: calcium ion import across plasma membrane; sodium ion transmembrane transport.
CAAAACGAUAUCAAUCAAGGUGAUAGAUGAUGAGGAGUAUGAGAAAAACAAGACCUUCUACCUAGAGAUCGGGGAGCCCCGGCUGGUGGAGAUGAGUGAGAAGAAAGCCCUGUUGUUGAAUGAGCUUGGUGGCUUCACCAUCACAGGGAAAGUCUGGAAGGGCAAACCUGUCUUCAGGAAGGUCCAGGCUAGAGAUCAUCCUCUUCCUUGCACCGUGGUCACCAUCCAAGAGGAGAAUGAAGAAAAGCAGCCACUGACCAGCAAGGAGGAGGCAGUUGAGCGUCGAAUCGCGGAGAUGGGGCGCCCAGUCCUGGGGGAGCACACCAAGCUUGAAAUCAUCAUUGAGGAAUCCUAUGAGUUCAAGAAUACAGUGGACAAGCUCAUUAAGAAGACAAACCUGGCCCUGGUGGUUGGCACAAACAGCUGGAGAGAGCAGUUUAUUGAGGCUAUUACUGUCAGCGCGGGGGAAGACGACGAUGACGAUGAAUGCGGGGAGGAGAAGCUGCCCUCUUGCUUCGACUAUGUGAUGCACUUUCUGACAGUCUUCUGGAAGGUCCUUUUUGCCUUCGUGCCCCCAACAGACUACUGGAAUGGCUGGGCUUGCUUCGUUGUCUCCAUCCUCAUGAUCGGCCUCCUGACAGCUUUCAUUGGCGACCUGGCCUCCCACUUUGGCUGCACCAUUGGCUUGAAGGACUCGGUCACUGCGGUCGUGUUUGUCGCGCUGGGGACAUCAGUGCCAGACACAUUUGCCAGCAAAGUAGCAGCGACGCAGGAUCAGUACGCGGAUGCCUCCAUCGGAAACGUCACCGGAAGCAAUGCCGUGAACGUUUUCCUGGGCAUCGGGGUGGCCUGGUCCAUCGCGGCCAUCUACCACGCGGCGCAUGGACAAGCCUUCCAAGUCUCGCCCGGCACCCUGGCCUUCUCCGUCACCCUCUUCACCAUUUUUGCUUUUAUCAGUGUGGGUGUGCUGCUCUACCGGCGGAGACCCGAGAUUGGAGGUGAGCUAGGCGGGCCGCGGACUUCCAAGCUGCUCACAUCUUCACUCUUUAUCCUCCUCUGGCUCUUGUACAUAUUCUUCUCAUCUCUGGAAGCCUACUGCCACAUAAAGGGCUUCUAAAGGAACAAUCAGAGAUAGUAAAUAUAUAUAUAUAUCUAUAUGUAUCUAUAUAGAGUGAUAUAUAGGUAUAGAUAUAGAUAUAACGCUGUGUAUAAUGAACAGAGAAAGAAUAAAAGAGAUUUGCCAUGUUCACACA